This is a messenger RNA of Penicillium atrosanguineum, 3381 nucleotides long. Its product is annotated as ankyrin repeat protein. NCBI's taxonomy places the organism in Eukaryota, Fungi, Ascomycota, Eurotiomycetes, Eurotiales, Aspergillaceae. Gene Ontology annotation, molecular function: metal ion transmembrane transporter activity; protein binding. The record is from RefSeq and is a predicted model, not a curated record. Gene Ontology annotation, cellular component: membrane. Gene Ontology annotation, biological process: transmembrane transport; metal ion transport. The coding region runs from base 1 to 3381 and encodes 1126 amino acids. The transcript has a single exon.
AUGCCCCGGUCAUCCAGCAUGGCCAGCGACGGUCACGAACGGUUAGAGCCGAGGCUCUUACGGGCCGCGGAAAACGACGAUGCCGACUCCCUGCGCAAAGUUCUAGCGCUCGCCCACGAAUACGGCCAAUUCAGCGAUAAUUUCCUCCGCGUAGGUCUUAUGCGCAGCGCCGAACGAGGCUGCGUCAAUGCAACUGAGUUUCUGCUCACGCAAGGCGCGAAGACGGAUGUUGCUGGGAAUCGGCUUUCGCCGCUCUUGCGUGCUGUCGAGCGUGACCAAUAUCAGAUUGUGCGGCUAUUGCUUGAUCAUGGGGCGUCUCCUGAUAGUCAGGACAAGGACGGAAGGACGGCGAUAAUGACUGCGGCGUGGCUUAAUCGUGCCGAUAUCUUGCAGUUGUUGAUUAUGCGCGGGGCGAAUAUUAAUGCCGUCGAUCAUCGGAAGAGGAAUGCUCUACACAAUCUUGCGGCUGAUAAGGAGUGUCGGUGGGGGUGGGGGGAAGAGAUUGUUGAGUUGUUGUUAAGGCCCGAUUGCCAUAUUGACACAAAUGGGCAAGACGAGCUGGGGAGGACCCCACUGCAUUGGGCUUGUGCGACGGGGAAUUGGAGGGUGGCGCAGUUGCUUUUGACGAGACCAAAUGGCUCAAAAAUCGAUGCGGCAGAGAUGAGAGGGAAGACGGCGCUGCAUAUUGCUACUGUGCAUGAUCGGGCCGAUAUCGUACAGCUUUUGUUGCAACAUGGGGCUGCUGUCAACGCUUGCAGUGAUGGAGGGUGGACGCCUCUUCACAAUGCCUGUGAGAGAGGAUGCGAGGCGAUUGUCUCUAUCCUCUUGCACGCAGGUUCUCAAAUUAACAGUCAGUUGCUGAAUGGUGUCACGCCUUUACAUCUUGCAGCGCAAGGUGGACAUCGUGAGGUGAUAGAGUGUCUUCUGGAGCGAUCUGAUUUGAAACGUCGAGUUCGAGACAACUUUGGCAGUACUCCAUUCCUGCGUGCAGCUCAAUUCAAGCGCAAGGAUGUUGUGCUGCUUCUCGCUCCAUUCAACAAUGUCGACUCUCUCUCCGACGAUGUUAAGGACGCUAGUAAAGCCUUUGAUGCAACCGUCGUCGACUUUGGCAACUUCCACAACGAGAAUCGAGUUAAGAAGAUGUCCGUUUAUAAUUUGCUUUAUGGCCGGGAUCCUGAGAAUCCAAGGAAGCAGGCUGUGACCACUGUUCCUGCAGACAGUCGUGCAACUGACUUUCGAUGGAUACACCUGCCAGCGAAUAACAUGGCUUGGGUGGAAGCGCUCAUGACCAAGUCAUUCAUUGAAGAGGGUGCUCACGAUGUGGAUGGCUUCAAGGGUCUUGAAAAAUCAUUCAAUUAUCAACACCGCGGACAGAAGAUUCAUUCGCAUUUCAUGCGGCCUUUGUGUCAGAAUACACCGCGGACUAUGAUGCGACGGUGGGAGAAGGAGAAGGAGGACGAGAAAGUAGAGGAACAGUCGCAAUAUGCCCCUUCAUUAAGCACGGUGGACACCACGAUCAAUCGCAAACAGAAAGGAUCAAGCAGUAAACUUGACCGCGUCGAAUCACAUUCACACGACGAAAGCGCCGUAGGUGGAAAGAAAAGCAACCGCAACCAGAAACGAAGCAAAGGGGGCAGCAAUCCAGGAACUCCCAAAGGCGAAACCAAAACAAAGUCUCCAUGGGGCUCGAGUGACAAACUGGCUCGAUCAGCCCAAUUGACCACAUCGACUCUGUGUAAAGACCCCCAAAGCCUUCUUUCUGCGAGCAAUGUCUGUGUCUUUAUGCCAUAUCUGCAUUUCGAAACUGCAGACCGGCGACAGAAGAUGCAAGAUGCCAUCCAGCGCGCUGAGACACUGAGUUUCCAGCCGAGUAUGAAAAAACUUCGCAGCCGAGAUGAGGUCCUUCUUGAUGCACAUUUAUCUGCUUCGACCACUUCCCUCCAUGUCCGUCGAACACUGGACCAGUUCUUCUAUCCAAACAUCGAUACCCAGAGCCGCGACCAAGACCAGGUUGUCUACCGGUACCAGACCAAAGGCCCCGGUCGUGAUGGGCCAGGAACGGAGCCCAAAAUUUUUAUGGUUGAUCAGCUAUGGAUGUGGGUUCUAGGGACGAACCUCAUUGUCACCAGCUUCCCGCAGCGAUGGGACCAACCAAAGAAUGACCCGUUAAAUGUGUUGGACGGGAUUAUUGAAGAUAUCAAUUCCAAAACCCGCGACCCUGUCAAGUCGGUAUACGACCUUGCUAUCAUUAUUACUAACCGAUGUUCGGGAGUAUUUGAUCGACACCGUCUUGGCGAUGACGAAUUCCAAUUCUUGGACAUGUUUGAAUCCUCCAUUGGUAUAGCAACUGAUAGAGAGACAUUGCUCUUUAACCGGUUCAACCAUGCAUCUGUGCAGGCGUCAGCUUGGCUGAAAAGCCACCGCAAACUGAAUAAGUUCUCUCGCAGCUCCGCUCGCUCGGUUCAUGCCCGUGACGGAGUUGCAGAGGACGACCCGAUCGAGGACGAGGAAAACUAUCUUGACGAUGGUCAGCCACUCUUUGUCGACCGACUCCUCGACAUCGGUGAAGAGACAGAUCUUCUUGCAGAGGCCAAAGAUAUCAGAGACGAGCUGAACAUGAUCCGUACUGUGCUUGACCACCAAAAGCACGUCCUCCAAGAUUUCCAAGAAGUGAUCUGCGAGAUUUACCAAGGGCAGCACCGCUCCCAACAUGAAGUUAAGAAACGAUUCAAGGACCAGCAGCGCAUGAUCGACAUGCACCUGAAAGAUAUUGAGCGCAUGGACAAGCAAGCCGAACGAAUCUACCACUCCAUCACGGAUCUGCUUGACCUCAAGCAAAAACACGCCAACGCCUUCGAAGCCCGCUUCGCUCGCGACCAGGCAGCAGGAACAACCCGCCAAAGCAAGACAAUCAUGGUCUUCACUAUUGUCACGAUCAUCUUCCUGCCUUUAUCUUUCAUCACCUCCAUCUUUACCAUCAACCUGAAAGAAUUCGAUAAUUUGAACCUCCCAUACGUCGCCAAAUACACCUUCGGCGUUGGCUUCGCCAUCUCCAUCCCCCUUGUCAUCCUGGCUCUUUCUGUGGACGACAUCGGCGACUUCUUCCGUAUGGGCCGUAGCUGGCUAUCUCGCAAAAGCGAGCCAGCACCGACAUCAGACCGCGAAUUCCAGCUCCAGACACUGGAAUUUGAGAAAAUCAUCAGCUUGGCGCGAUCACGCCGGAGCGGCGAGCUGGAUUAUGGACCCAGCUUGUUGCCUGUUUCGACUCGCGGUACUGGAGCGUCGAGGAGAUUAGAUCACUAUGCAAAUGGCCUGGUGAAUGGGGACAUGCGGAAAAGCUAUGAGUUACGUCGCAGUGUGGAUUAUAGGCCCUAUUCAUGA